CACUUCUCUUCUUUAUACCACGUGACCACUAAGGGGCGCUAACAUUUAUUUUCAGAGGCUUGCCUUUGGUGAUGUCACUUCCGCUCCGGCCUGGUGAGCUGGGAACCGGAGUAAAACAGCAAGAGGGCGAGCAUAGUUUUCCAGACAGCUCAACUAUGACCAGCUCCCCAGUUUCACGAGUAGUUUAUAAUGGCAAGCGUCCAGCAAGCAACACACGAUCACCAAGCAGUAAUGAAAUCUUCACUCCAGCUCAUGAGGAGAAUGUGCGCUUUAUUUAUGAAGCAUGGCAGUGUGUGGAAAGGGAUCUGAGGAACCAAGUAUCCGGUAUGGACCGGGGAGUUGUAGAGGAGUAUGUGGAGAAGAACCCCAGCAACAGUCUGAAAUCCACGCAGGUACGCCAACAAUCUUUUCCUCCCCCAGUGUUGGUAGAGGGUCAGCCUGAAUUUAUUGUCCAAGAACUUCUUGAUUCUCGCAUUGUGCGGGCCUUUAAACCCAUCGAUUUGAAUGAUUUGAAGAGAAGAACAGUGCAGGACCCAAAUAAGUCAUAACCUGAGUGUGUGACUUUAUACCUCUGCUUUUAUCAAACUUUUUUUAUUUUUAUGCACUUUUAUGCAACUCUUCACGUCUUGACUUAAAGAGGCUGCUCUGGGACACUACAAUGUGCAUAAGGCAAAGUAGUCCUGCUCUUGGAUUUUUACAUUUUUUCAACCUACCCCCUCUGUGCCCUUCAUUUUACCCAAGCAUCCUUUGCUUAUAGACCAAUGGAUAACAGUUUUUCUUUUAAUUUUACACUCAGAAGUUGUAUUUACAGCAGUUUGAAAUACUCUAGUCCUUCAUCCUGCUUCAGCUGCAGGUUAUUCAUGGCACAGUGCUCUGCUGCUGGAUAGGCCAUUUAAUUGUUUUAUCCCUGUGAUCACACAAGCAGCGAUUGUACUAGUGCACAGAAGAUGUUGACUCAAACUGUCCUAAAGAGUGGUUACAGAGAAGGCAGAAGUAUCCAGUGUAAUGGAUCAUGCACAAACUAUGUAAAAUAGCUUCUUAUUUAUGAUACCAAUAUGCUAAAUGUCACACUGCUGACUACACAUCAUUAACCUUAUUUUGAGGUGAUGAGGUACUCUUCAGUAAUAUAUUUUUCCAUGUCUGAACCGUAAUGUAGCCAUCUUUUUUCCCCACUGAUUUAAGUUGCCAACUGCUGAUAUAUGCAGUGUUUCUAUUAUAAUUAUGCUACCUACCUUCAAAUAUAUGCAUGUUACACCUGUGAAAACCGAACUGCCUAUUAUGGUUAAUUGCCAAACUCAAUCACUGGACUUGUAUGAAAGAGGAAUAGUUGGAUAUUCAGAACCUGUUAAGUUCUGACUAAAGAAGUUAUUGAUUUGGGAGUUUUAGAAUUAGAAUUUGAUAUAAAUAGUGCUGAGGUGCCCAGCCUUUAACACUUUGGGAAAUUAUCAGUUUAGGGUAUACAACACAAGUUUAACAUUGCUAUGAAAAAAGUAUUCUUGCAUUACACUGAAAGCAAUUGUUGAAUGUAAAAGAGCUAAAACCAUUUUAAAAAUUGCAGUAAUGGGAAGCACUCCGUGAUCUAAUGGAUCUGUUUUGGAUUAGGCUAGGCAACUAUGAUUAACCAACUCAAUAUCUACUGGUUUAUAUUGAUAUACCUUAAGGGCUCAUACACGCUUGCUUUUCUCCAUGCCCAGGAAUAAAUGCAGCCUAUUGAUUUAAAUGGCCCCAUAUUGACACAGGCACAUGUAAGCCAAACGCAGCAUGUUGUGUUCCACCUGCUUCCGGUGCUUCCGGUGCUUCCAUGCACCCGUGUCAGUACAUGCCCAUUCAAAAUAAUUGCUUGUGUUUCUUCCUGUGCUCCCCUGUGGCUUUACACUUUAAAACUGACUGCAGGGGAGCGCAUUGAGAAAUGCAAGUGUGUAUGUCUAAUGCUGUAUUCCCCUGUUCUAGAGGUUUUUAACUAUGCAUACAUUUUCUCCCAGUCCCAUUUGAAAUCUCCCUGUGUUAGUCUGAUUCUUAAAUGACAACUAAGUACUAAAAUGUACUCUGCUUGAAAACGGGCUCAGUAAGUACAGCUUGUGCCAAACAAACUUUUUGCCUACUCGUUUAAGAAGUAUACAUAUGAAAAAUUUCCAUUUCUUUUCAGUCAGUGUAUUUUUCUAAUUUCCUGUUAGAAAUAAAUGGUGACAAAACAAGUUUCUGGCCUAAAGAUAAGUUUAUUAAGCCGCUCCUUUUUCCAAAGGGAAGGAAGGGGUUUGAUUUUUCAGAGCUCACUUUGAACAAAUUAUCUGUUUCUAGGGAUAAGUGCAGUGGCGCUGCACCGAUGAGAGUUGAGAAACUCGACUCAGGCGGCAGCACCCCACUAGUUACCAAGAUGGCAAAAUGCCACUCGUGUAAAAACCUGAAAUUCAGCUCUUGUAGCACAGAUUUGUGCUAGCCUCCUGGACCCCUCCUCCAACUUUGUGGACCCCACCCCCUCGAUCGCCUCCAGCACGUAAAGGUUGAGUGCACAGGGGAGGGGGGUUGGCAGCAGCAAGCUGCCUCAAGCAGCAGAGGAGUCCGGAUUGCCCCUGGGUGAGUGGAUUCAGGCAUAAAAUUAACCAAUAUUGCGUUAGUGUUUAUAAUGACAAUUUGUGAUUUAAUUCAAAGAAUAGGCAGGACAAAUUUCCAAUACAAGUCCUAUUUAUGGUACUAAAUUUUAGCAAAGGUAUAAAUAUUUACAUACUUGAAGUGUGCACUGAUUUAAAAUUGUUUUCUGGCUGGUCAUGAGGUGUUGCCUCAUAAUUUCUACAUACAACGCCUUCCUCAUGAUGCCAUCUAUGUUCUGAACUGCAGCAGUCCCUUUUCCAGCAAAACAUACCACAGAAUGAUGCUGGCAUGCUUAUUUAUUGUACUUUUGGGAUGGAAGUGUUCAUAAGCUUAAAAAUCUGACCAGUCUUCUUUCUUACAUGGUGAUGAUCAUUACUAAGGGAUUUUAUUUUUAGUCUGACCCUCAUCCAAAAGGUGACUAGAACUUUGUCCAGGUUGUCAUCUGCAAACUUUAAUCUUGCUUUUUAUGUCAGGGGAUAAGGAAUAAGGGCUGCUUCUUGCACAAAUGACUUUCAGGUCAUUGUGAUGAAGAACUAUUAGUGAAAAUGUAUACUUUAGGGCAAUGAUGACAUUGGCACUUGAAUAAUACAAUCAGGUAGCGCAUUUAGGGAGCACAGUGGAAUAUGUAAAACCACGUUUUGUUUGAACUCAAUCCAGAUAUUUUUUCACAUUGUAAGGAACGUAAGAUACACCAUCCCUGGGUAAACUAUUUAUAAUUUAUUGUGAUAUUGAUGCUAUGUAAAAAAGAUCAGAAACAACCAUUGCCAUUCUGCAUACAAGCUUACAUCUCUUAGGUUCAACCUUUUUGUCAAAGUAAAAACUUACCUGACUUUGUUUUAGGGGAAGGAGAAGAAGAAACAAAAAGAGCUGUAGUCUCUCCGCGGAGGCGGAUUAUUUUUUUAUGAAAUGAAGAGUUUAACAGCAGAUGCAUUACAAUAGUUUUACAAUGUGACACAUGUAAAUGAAAGCCAGGAGUAGUAAGAGUUUAUCAAGAUUAUUUUUAAAUGCUAUAAAUGGCAAAAGUGUUUUAAAUCAUUGAAAUAUUGAGGUAAAUAUUGAUAAACGGGGGCGUGGCCUAACCACCAAUGUAGUGAGACGCGCUUCUCUAGUGCUCCGGGGACAAUCAAUCCGACACUAUUGAUCCUGUGCAACCUGCUGACCCAAACCAGCUUCAAAAGGUGCCUAUUCCCUUACCCUUCAACAUCUGAUGGGGGGCCACAAGAAAGCGAGCGAGCCGGCUGCCAGCAAGCUCAACAAAUUUGUGCGGCUGCAAAAUCAAGAUGGCGCCCGAACAAGCAGAUCCGACACGCCGCCAUCGCAGUCUAUGGAUCCCGCGCCACCAGCUUCCCAAUCUGAGCCGGAACCUACGCUCCAUGAAGUGCUCAAUGCAAUCCGGGACACGAGAGUGGCGGUGGAGG
Xenopus laevis (African clawed frog) is the source of this 4007-nucleotide messenger RNA. It is a transcript of the gene mcrip1.S, whose product is annotated as MAPK regulated corepressor interacting protein 1 S homeolog. The transcript is spliced from 6 exons. The coding region runs from base 72 to 548 and encodes 158 amino acids. The record is from RefSeq and is a predicted model, not a curated record. Lineage: Eukaryota; Metazoa; Chordata; Amphibia; Anura; Pipidae. Gene Ontology annotation, cellular component: nucleus; cytoplasmic stress granule.